GCUGCUUCGUAGAAGCUGUUAAAAAGAAAUUAUUUUUUAAAAAAAAAUUCCAAUAAAUACACGGCCAUUAAACUGGAGCGAUCACGACUUCUUAGAAGAAAGCAAGAAAAAAGAAAAGGCUUCUUCUUCUUCUUCUUCCUAAGAGACUUCCUAAGAGUAGAGAAAGAGAGAGUGAUGGCGGGGGAAGCGGAUCGGAUGGCGGCCAUGGCGGCAGGGGAGAUGGAGUACGAGGACUUGAUGCCGACGAUGGCGGAGAAGCUGGAGGCGGAGGAGUUCGUGAGGGAGCUGUGCGGGGGGUUCCGGCUGCUGGCGGAUCCGGGGCGGGGGCUGAUCACGGCGGACAGCCUGCGGCGGAACGCGGCGGCGCUGGGGAUGGCGGGGAUGACGGCGGAGGACGCGGCGGCGAUGGUGAGGGAAGGGGAUCUUGAUGGAGACGGGGCGCUCAACGAGACGGAGUUCUGCAUCCUGAUGGUGCGGCUCAGCCCCGGGAUGAUGGAGGACGCGGAGGCCUGGCUCGAGAAGGCCAUUGCCAGGGAGCUCGCCAAACCCUCUUCGGUUUAAUUUAAUUAGUUUAAUUUAAUUUAAUUUGAUUUAAUUGUGGAAACUGGACAUGGAAAUCGAAGAUGAUGAAGAAAUUGACAUGGCCCAUCGUGUCCUUUGCCUUUCGUAAUGUUUCCAUUGUAAUGAUACUUGGUGGCUCAGUGCAUAGAGUAUUUUUUUUUUUCAGAUACCAAUUCACUUGCGUUUUAUUCGUUACUUAUUAUUUGUUCCUCUAUUAUUUAAAGAGAUUUCGGAUCGUAGCAAGUGUUGUAGUAGAUAAGUUGCAGAUGGGCUCCAUCUUGGAUUUAUCAAAUUAUUAAAUACCUCACCGAGGAUAAUGGGAUACCUCUCACGGCAAUCAAACAUGAUUGCCUUUUUCCUCC
This is a messenger RNA of Elaeis guineensis (African oil palm), 923 nucleotides long. Its product is annotated as calcium-binding protein KIC. The record is from RefSeq and is a predicted model, not a curated record. Gene Ontology annotation, molecular function: calcium ion binding. Lineage: Eukaryota; Viridiplantae; Streptophyta; Magnoliopsida; Arecales; Arecaceae.